AUCACGGGGUGUUUGAGACCCUGCUGUAGACGUGACAUGGCCUGUGGGGAAAAUCGUUGGUUACUCUCUGACUCGCUCGCACACGUUCCUUUGCUGCGUUGGAUGCAAGGUUGAGAUGAAAUCCGUUGGCCGCGAAGAAAGGACGAGGAAUGGAAGCACGAUCUCCUAGGAGCCAUUUCCUGCUGGCUGCUUCGUUUUUUAGGACGUGGAGACCACAAGGCCGAGGGUAGUCUGAUUGGUGAGCUCUUUACAACUCGCCUGUCUCCGCCACGUGGCAGGACGUUACGUUAGCUACGAGGACAUGGCCCGCGCUCCUCCUACGCGACUCCUUCCGUUAGCAACGGAACAAGCGGGAAUCUAUUUAUAUCAUCGUAUCUAGCAUUGGUGUGUAUUGAAAGCAACCCGAUUACCAAGUUCAUAAUUUCUGUCCGAGAAGCUUGAUACGGUUGGUUCGAGACAGCCAUGGCUUUAAUCCGCUUCUAUCCUAGCAUCCUCGUCCUCCUCGCCGUGCUUUCAGCUUGCAAUUUCGAGAGAGCUUGCGGGUGGUACAUGCCGAAACCCGGAACGACGUUCUUCUGGCAACUGAGCGCAACAGACGACGCUUUGGACAUGAGCCACCCAGCGAAGCUCUACACCGUUGACUCUUCGUUGUCGGCGAAGAGCAUCGCGAAACUUCGCAACGCGGGAAAGGUGGUGAUGUGUUACAUCAGCUUCGGGACUGCCGAGGACUACCGCAGCGACUACAACCAGUUCCCGAAAUCCGUUAUUGGCGGACUCACUUGCAGGAACGAGGCGUGCACCGAUGUGUGGCCCGGGGAGAGAUGGCUGGACAUCAAGAGCCCUGUAGUGAAGAGGAUCAUGGAGAAGCGAGUCCAGUUGGCAAAGAGCAAGGGGUGCGAUGGGGUCGACCCUGACAACAUGAACGCGUAUGACAACAACAUCAUGGCUCGACCCAUCAGCCGAUUCACCAUCACUGCCAAGGACCAGUUCAAGUAAAACUCAUGGAUCGCCAACAUUGUUCACAAGUACGGCAUGUCAGUGGGUCUCAAGAACCCUGGCCCGCUCGCCCCCUCCUACAUGGCCGACCUGUUUGACUGGGCGAUCAUCGAGAGCUGCGUGUACUUCAGCGACUGGAGCAAUGACGCGUGGUACAGCGGCAAGUAUGCCUGCGACUACUCCAACGAGUUUAUCGUCCGCAACAAGGCAGUGUUCUCGAUUGAGUACAAGGAGCUCUGGGGGACGUCAGCAUCAACAGUGAAUGACAUCCAAUUCCCACAGACCAUGUGUGCGGUCAGCAACGCCCACGGGUUUAACACCAACCUUUGCAGCUUUAGUCUUGGCACUGGCCCACGCUACCCCUUCGCCAACUGCCCUCUCCACAAGCCUGCAGGGUGUGAUAGUGUGUGGAAGCAGUGUAUCAAGCAGGAUGUGUAUGCGCAGUACAAGCAGCAGGGCAUGGCGAGAUGGGAUGCUGUGGGGCAAUGCAUGAGGGCGAAGAAAGCAGCAUGCAGAUACAAGGCUUGAUUGUGCACAAUAUGCCACUGGUUUUCAUGACGAGAGCUUACUGUUCUUAGUGGCUAUGCCACGAGUAAGUGCAGAAGGUCUACCAUACGCCACCAAUGUAUCAGAAUAAUUGAAUAAUGGUAAAGAUGAGAG
This is a messenger RNA of Closterium sp. NIES-67, 1656 nucleotides long. The record is from the annotation of a GenBank genome assembly. Lineage: Eukaryota; Viridiplantae; Streptophyta; Zygnematophyceae; Desmidiales; Closteriaceae.